GAAAGAAAGAAAGAAGAUAGUUCUCGACUCCUCGGUUGGUUGGCCUGAGUUUGCAAUCGCCUACAGGACCUAGGGUUCCGUCUCCGCCGCCUCUAGCUUCCCCUCCCUCCCUCUCCUUCCCUCCCUUGCCGGACCCCCGUUCAUCCUGCCGACGACCCACAUUUCCAUCUAGCUCGCUUCUGGCGCAGUCCGCACGCCGGCGACCCGGCCGCUUUCUCCGCGAUCUGCCUCGACCUCCGCGAUCUGCCUCGACCUCGAGCUCGACGACCUCCGCGAUCUUCCUCGACCUCGAGCGCGACGACCUCCGCGAUCUGCCUCGACCUCGAGCUCGACGACCUCCGCGAUCUGCCUCGACCUCGAGCUCGACGACCUCCGCGAUCUGCCUCGACCUCGAGCCCGACGACCUCCGCGAUCUGCCUCGACCUCAAGACCUCCACGAUCUGCCUCGACCGUCGCCUUCCAUUCCCAUCUGCACUGUCUGACCGCUGCUCCCUCCCCGCCCGCCAUGGAUUAUACAACGAGGACCAUUGCCUUCAAUGGACUGUUUCCCACUAUUGUCUGUCAGAAAGACAAUAACUCAUCCCCACUGUUAGCUUUAUGUAAUUCAUUAAUUCUAUUGGGCGAGUUCAACUUAAAUUUAGGGUAUGGUGUCUGUACUAUAUCAGAGAAGAAACUUAUUGACUGUGUCUGUGAUUAUUUUAUGACUAAGGCCACUCACAAGGGGACGAAAACUAGGAGAACUGCAAAUAAAACCCUCAAACGUUUGGCACAACCCAUUCAGUGUAAAAUGAUGCUCACAAGUGUUGAGCAUAUGGAGACCAGUGAAGAACUCCAGUUAUUUGAGAAAUUGGGUAUUAAAGUUUAUCAUGCUAAUGUUGUUGAUCCCAAGGAGGAAGAACUUGUUAGAGCCAUAGGGACAAAUACAUUUGACACCCUUUUGGCUGGUCUUGCUGCACAUAAAGCCAAGACAGAUGUGCAGAGUCGUUCUUCCGGUUCUUCAAAGGUGGAUGGGAGUGCAACAUCGCAUUUGGAGGCAGUCAAUUGGGAAUUGAUUGAUGACUUCCUUACUAAGAACCACACUCAGUUAACAGCAUAUGGUAUCCAGUCUAUAAAACAACAGAUGAUAGAUAAUAAUACAACCGUAUGUGCUCUGUUCUGGAAUAAUCAGUUUCACGUGGUGUCGCAGCUACAUGGAACUUUGCUUCUGUUACAAAAUAAUGCAGAUCAGGUUGACAAGCCUAUUGUAUGGAAGCAUUUCAAUGAUGUUUUGGACAGCUCAUGGACACAAGGGAAUGACUAUGUCGCAAAAUCUGUGGAUUUUAAAGGCUGCCGGAGGUUCAUUAUUUAUCCUAAUAUGACUGGCUCAUCCGCGCUGGUAGCACUAUGCAAUGCCAUACUUCUAAGAGGUGAUGUGGACCUGAGUAAAAUACUCGAUUGUAACUUGAGUCUAAAUCUUGGCCAUCUUCAUCAAGUUGUUUUUGGGGCCUCCAAGACUAAAUCCUAUACCAUGAGGCCAGAAGAAUGGGUUGUAGCAGUAGGAUGCCUUCAUCAACCUGUCGAUGUUAAAAUGAACUUUAAAAGCAUCCGUAACAUAAAAAUCACGAAAGACUUUGAGAUUUUUGAGAACUUUGGCUUUGAUUUAUACCAUGGUUUCAUCGCUGACCCGGAGGAUCUCAAUCUUUGCAAUGCAAUUGGAGAAAGGUAUUAUGAUUGUACAACUGAGAGCCCACCUUCUCAUUUGAAGGCAGAAGAUCAUAGAGAGUUACUUGAUAAGUUCCUAAAAGAUCAUGAUACCGAACUAACACCUCAUGGUUUGCAAAGUUUACAAGAGGAAUUGUCUGAAACAAAUAUCCAUGUUAUAUUCUGGAACAAACAGUUCCAUACUGCUAUCAAGUGCAAUAACCGCAUCUUUGUUUUGGAUCCAAGUUUGAGUUCAUUUGAUGCUGGCAAAAUAUGGAGAAGUUUAGACAGUGUGGAUGGUGCCGGAGAAACUUUGGCCAGUGUUUCCUACCCUAAGUCAGGCGAACAUAAAUGCAUCAGUCCAGAUUGUCUAUUGGCAUUUAACUCACCAUUUAAUCUUCGACGGCAUAAUUAUGUUCAUCAUACAAGUUCUGGCAGCAAAGAAUUGGACAUUUUGCAACACAGAACUGAAUUUAGUAAUUGUUGGGAUAGUCUCUCAUCUGAAGAGUCUGGGGAGAUAUUGUCUUUAAAGGAUAUGAAAUUUAAGAAUCUUGAGGGAAAACUCAUUGUGCGAAUAUUAGAACAGCGAUCUUCUGAAGGGGACAGUGUUGCUAUGACGUUGUUGGGCAUUAGGAGUCGUUUAAUGGAAGGAGAAAAGAUAACGUCAGCAGUUCUGUUUGCUGUUCUCGAUGAAGCCAGCGAGAAAACUUUGUUAAGCUCUGAUAUUCGUAAUUGUGAAGAGGGAAGAAUAUGGGACGGCAGUCUGAGUGGCAUCAUGACUGACAUGAACUCAUUGCUUGCGUGUUACAGCUACUUGCUUGAGAAAGCAUUGGUGAGCGAAUGGUUACAACACAAGGAUGCACUAGCAAAUAAAGUUGGGGAAGAUCUUAUUGCCGCGGAGAAAAGUAGGGGAAAGAAAAAGGCCAACGACCAAAACAAACAGGGAAAUCAUAGUUCUACCGGAAAUCAUAGUUCUACUUCUACUGGCCAACGUGAUGACCAAUCUUUAGAAGGCACUGGAGAGGAUACAAGCGAUAACGACAAACAGGGAGAGCUAGAUAUUUCUUCUCAUCCUACCGGAAAUCAUAGUUCUACUUCUACUGGCCAACGUGAUGACCAACCUUUAGAAGGCACUGCAGAGGAUCCAAGAGAUAACAGGGUUCAAAGUAGCCAAUCGUUAAAACAUCCUGAAGACGACACCAUUGGCAAUCUGUAUGAUUUGGUUCUUGAAUUCCUCAAGAGGUUUAGGAACAACGAACCCAAAAAAUUCUACAGAGGCAUAAUUGAAGCGAUUAAAUAUAUGAACAAUUUGCAUAUGCACAUUCUUUUUUCGCACAUUGAAGAAGAUUCUCCAGAACUUGCUGCAUAUAUUAUUGAUCAUUAUCAUGACAGUGACAGGGUUAAAGCUGAUAUAUCACGUGCUGCUGCUCAAUACCUCAUCGAACAUAAUAUCGGAAAAUCUGAGCAAGAGAUACGUGAGGGUAUAUCUGUGAUGAUUGUGGGUCUGCCCUCACCAACCAGUAACAUGUCUUUUAAGAAAUAUGCUAGGCUAAACAAGUUGAUAAGGCCUUUUAGACUUCCAAAGAAGUUUCGUCGACUUUUUUCACCUCGUUGGAAAGGAAGAUUGUACUUGAUGACAUAUGCUGGUAGAAAAGCUGCUCGUGGGUUAUUGAACUACAUCCUUGAGAUGCACAAGGAAAAACUCUGUUGGAGAGGUGAAUGGAAAUUGUCUGACAUGCGAAUCAAAGAUGGAUUGUUUCGUAUUGACAAACAAGCAUUGUAUGAUGCGGAUGUCGAUGGGAUGGCUGAAGAUUUUAAAAAGUACAUCGAACUCCUGAAUCCUUACUAUGUUGUAGUUGAACAAUCCUCCUCCAAUAGUCCACCAUAUUGGGAAAUUCUUCAAACUGACACCAUGGUGAUACCAGAUCCGUCUAAGGACCCAAAGGCAUUUCGCAGAUUUCUGAAGUACAUGUCUGCACACUUUGCAUUCAUGCCGCCAGUUAGCAUAUAUCAGUUUCUUUGCCUGCUAUAUAGCAUUUGUGAUGGACUAAAGGCAAACAGCGAUAAACAAUAUAAACCAUUGAACUUUGAGCCGGAGAACAAUUUUGAAGGUUGGACACUCAAGGUCUUUGAAGUAUUUCUGUUUAAGGAGGUCUUCAACUUUUCGAGGAAUGGUGCCAUUGUCAAUGUGUACAGUGAUUCAUACUGGCAUCUGCUACAGUUUAGUAGACAUUUCUCUUCGCAUAUUCUAAGACUGACAAAGAAACUUCAUGGUCAAGACGUCCAGGAUCUGAUCUUAAUACAUUUAAUGCUAGCCUGCCGUCUCGAUCAAUAUUUGGCAUUACUAGUUCGACACACUGUUAAUGAAACAAACAUGGAUGGACUAUUUUUUCGUGCAUGGCAAGCGCUCUUAGCUUCAGAUGAUAAAACUGAGGAGGAGGAUAUGUUAGAAAAUCUUGAAGAAUCUGAAUCUGAGGAUGAAGAAAGUGACAUUGCUGUUGAAGAUUCAAGCGACAAAAUUGAGGAUGAAGAUAUUGCAGUUCAAAUCUGAGGAUGAAGAGUGACAAGGAAUGCUAUUCCUGGAAAGAAACAAGAACUAUGAUACCACAUCCGUUGUCAGUCCAGCAGGAGUGGGAUGGUGUUGUCCAUCCUUGCGGUGUGGACUGCGGAGCACAUCUCUGCGGCACACGAUGGAGGAACUCCAGUUUCUAAAAUGAAAUUGUGGGUCGUUUGUCAUUAGAUGGUUGGAAGUCAGUUCUUUUUAGAAAUGUUGUGCUGUAAUUUAUUCUUCAUGUAUCUGUAGUAUUAAAGAGAAAGUGGUUCGUUGGUACA
Messenger RNA from Triticum aestivum (bread wheat), 4512 nucleotides. RefSeq lists its product as uncharacterized. NCBI's taxonomy places the organism in Eukaryota, Viridiplantae, Streptophyta, Magnoliopsida, Poales, Poaceae. Gene Ontology annotation, cellular component: cell periphery; cytosol. Bases 506 to 4231 code for a protein of 1241 amino acids. The transcript has 34 exons. The record is from RefSeq and is a predicted model, not a curated record. Gene Ontology annotation, molecular function: K48-linked deubiquitinase activity; cysteine-type carboxypeptidase activity; cysteine-type deubiquitinase activity. Gene Ontology annotation, biological process: protein K48-linked deubiquitination.